GAGCCAUCUAUAAAUGAAUUUCUACACUAUACGCUUGUUAGUGUUGUCUUUACCGUCAAAAUAAAAACAUUCGCUUUUGAGGUUAUGUUCACGUGUUAAAAGCCAUGUAACCGCAAUUUCAUUAUAAUUUAUGCGUGAAAUUAAAGAAAAAUCAAUGGGGGAGGUUGGAAAAACACCACAUGGAUUACCAGGGAGCCAAAUUUCCUCCGAGUCGGUGAAAGAAGUUCGUGAUAAAUGGAAAUUAGUUCCGGCUUUCUUAAAAAUUCGCGGGUUAGUAAAACAACACAUCGAAGCAUUUAAUUACUUUAUAAACGUAGAUAUAAAGAAAAUCGUUGAGGCAAAUAAUAAAGUGACAUGCGAUGCUGAUCCCUUGUUCUAUAUCAAAUACACGAAUGUGUAUGUUGGGGCCCCCGAUGUUGAUGAAGGUUUUAAUAUUAGCAAGCCGACGACUCCGCAUGAAUGCCGGUUAAGAGAUAUGACUUAUUCCGCCCCGAUUACCGUUGAUAUCGAGUACACAAGGGGAACUCAAAAAGUUUCUCGAACCGGUUUAUUAAUCGGAAAGAUGCCGAUUAUGUUGAGAUCUUCAAAUUGUGUCUUAAGUAAUAAAUCCGAGUACGAACUGGCGAAAAUGAAAGAGUGUCCACUAGACCCCGGUGGGUAUUUCAUCGUAAAAGGCCAAGAAAAAGUAAUUUUAAUCCAAGAACAAUUAUCGAAGAAUCGUAUGAUUGUGGAAGAAUCAAAAUUCGGGAUUCAAUGCCAAGUAACAAGCUCAACCCACGAGAAAAAAUCGAGAACUUUCGUUUUUGCCAAAGGAAAUAAAUAUUUUUUGGGUCACAACGUUUUCGCCGAUUCAAUCCCGAUUUCCAUCAUAUUUAAAGCGAUGGGAAUCACUUCAGAUUUAGAAAUAUGCCAGAUGGUUGGCAUCUCGGAAAGUGAUAUCCAAACUAAAUUCGUAACCACAUUAGAGGAGUGUCAUAUCUUAAAUUUGAGGACUCAAGAGGCCGCUUUGAAAUAUUUAGGAACAAAAUUAGUUGCAAAAAGAUUUCCUACAUCGGCGAGUCGGGUUAAAACACCAUGGGAUGAAGCUCGAGAUUUACUUGCAACUACGGUUAUAGCUCACAUCCCCGUUGAGAAUUUUAAUUUUAGAUCGAAAGCGAUUUAUUUAGCUGUGAUGUUAAAACGAGUCAUCGAAGCUCAAAAAGAUAAAAACUUUUUGGAUGAUCGAGAUUAUUAUGGGAAUAAACGCAUGGAGUUGGCCGGUUCUUUGUUAUCGUUGAUGUUUGAGGAUGUUUUUAAACGAUUUAAUUGGGAGUUAAAAGCGAUCGCUGAAAAAACGAUUCCUAAAAUACGAGCAACUCAAUUCGACGUCAUUAAAUAUAUGCGUUCCGAUUUAAUUACGAGUUGCUUAGUUUUUGCGAUAUCAACCGGAAAUUGGACGAUUAAACGGUUCCGAAUGGAACGGCAAGGUGUGACGCAAGUUUUAUCCAGGUUAAGUUACAUCUCAGCUUUGGGGAUGAUGACUCGCGUGAAUUCGCAGUUUGAAAAGACGCGAAAAGUGUCGGGGCCGAGAUCUUUACAAGGCUCGCAAUGGGGGAUGUUGUGUCCGAGUGAUACCCCGGAAGGCGAAGCGUGCGGAUUAGUUAAAAAUUUAGCUUUAAUGACUCAUAUAACCACGGAAGUCGAUGAUAUCCCGUUAAUUAGGUUCGCGCAAAACACCGGUGUGAUUGAUAUUAACACCGUGAGUGGGGAUUAUUUGCAUUCCGAUGAGGUUUAUUUGGUUUUUUUGAACGGGGGGAUCAUCGGGGUGAUUAAAAAUUAUCGCAGGUUAAUUACGUGGUUUCGAAUUAUGAGGAGGAGUGGGUAUUUAUCAAUUUACGCGUCGAUUUACCCGAAUCAUUUGCAUAAAUGUGUUUAUAUAAGUGGGGAUGGAGGGAGGUUAUGUCGACCUUAUAUUAUUAUCGAAAACGGGGCCCCUUUGGUUAAAGAGACGCAUAUUAAAGAAUUAGAAAGUGGAUUAAAGAACUUUGAGGAUUUCCUACAAGAUGGUUUGAUUGAAUUUUUAGAUGUAAACGAAGAAAGUGACACUUUUAUAGCAUGUUACGAGAAAGAUAUAACCUCAAUCCACACUCACUUAGAAAUUGCACCUUUUACUAUUUUAGGAGUUUGUGCCGGAUUAAUUCCGUACCCCCAUCACAAUCAAUCGCCGAGGAAUACGUAUCAAUGCGCUAUGGGGAAACAAGCGAUGGGGACCAUUGGGUAUAACCAAAAAGACCGGAUUGAUACACUUUUAUACAACCUAGUUUACCCCCAAGCCCCAUGCGUUAAAACGAAACCAAUUGAGUUAAUUAAUUUCGAUAAACUCCCAGCAGGGCAAAAUGCAACUGUAGCAGUGAUGAGUUAUUCAGGUUAUGAUAUAGAAGACGCUUUAAUUUUAAAUAAAGCUUCGAUUGAUCGAGGUUUCGGACGUUGCUUGGUUUAUCGGAACAGUAAAUGUGUUUUAAAACGCUACGCUAACCAAACUUUCGAUCGGAUACAAGGCCCCAUGUUAGAUCCAACAUCAAAUAAACCUUUAUGGCGACAUGAAAUUCUCGAUAACGAUGGAAUAGUGUGCCCCGGAGAAAAAGUUGAAAACAAACAAAUCUUAAUUAAUAAAUCGGUACCAGUUGUUUCAUCAGUCCCCGGUUCAACCGGAUCCAACAACACAAAUAUUGAGUACCGAGAAGUUCCCGUAGGAUAUAAAAACCCUAUUCCGAGUUAUAUCGAAAAAGUUAUGGUCUCAACCAACGAAGAAGACUCCGGAUUAAUAAAAAUCCUCCUUCGGCAAACUCGCCGGCCCGAAAUUGGGGAUAAAUUCAGUUCGAGACAUGGGCAAAAAGGAGUUGUUGGGUUAAUUGUUGAGCAAGAAGAUAUGCCGUUUAAUGAAUACGGGAUAUGUCCUGAUAUUAUCAUGAAUCCUCACGGAUUUCCAUCCCGAAUGACCGUAGGAAAAUUAAUUGAGCUUUUAGCGGGAAAAGCGGGACUUUUAGAGGGGAAAUUUCAUUAUGGAACGGCAUUCGAAGGGGAUAAAGUGGUCGAUUUAAGCGAGGAAUUGACUAAAAAUGGGUUUCAAUAUCAAGGUAAAGAUAUUUUUUAUUCCGGCAUAACCGGAGAGCCUUUAGAAGCUUACAUUUACUCCGGACCGGUUUAUUACCAAAAAUUAAAACAUAUGGUUCAAGAUAAGAUGCAUGCUAGAGCAAGGGGUCCUAGAGCCGUUUUAACAAGACAACCAACAGAAGGGCGCAGUCGAGAUGGUGGGUUACGUUUGGGUGAGAUGGAACGUGAUUGUUUAAUAGCCUAUGGGGCGAGUAUGAUGUUAGUGGAGCGCUUAAUGGUUUCGAGCGAUCAAUGUAGCGUGGACGUUUGUAAUAAGUGCGGUUUGUUAGGUUAUUGUAGCUGGUGUAAUAAUUGUAAGAGUUCUAUCGGGGUUUCAUCGAUCACGAUGCCCUAUGCUUGUAAAUUAUUAUUAACUGAGUUGCAAGCAAUGAAUGUUACUGCUCGAUUAACUUUAAAUAAUUAUUGUGAAUAAAUUUAUUUUUAUGACGUCUGUCAUAUU
Onthophagus taurus is the source of this 3592-nucleotide messenger RNA. It is a transcript of the gene RpIII128, whose product is annotated as RNA polymerase III subunit RpIII128. The record is from RefSeq and is a predicted model, not a curated record. Gene Ontology annotation, molecular function: ribonucleoside binding; DNA binding; DNA-directed RNA polymerase activity. Gene Ontology annotation, biological process: DNA-templated transcription. NCBI's taxonomy places the organism in Eukaryota, Metazoa, Arthropoda, Insecta, Coleoptera, Scarabaeidae.